Molecule: messenger RNA, 963 nt
Organism: Gregarina niphandrodes
Lineage: Eukaryota; Apicomplexa; Conoidasida; Eugregarinorida; Gregarinidae
Product: putative transmembrane protein
Exons: 1
Coding region: 1-963 (320 amino acids)
Source: RefSeq, a predicted model, not a curated record
AUGCCCACGCCCACGCCCAUGACCACCAUCCCCCUCAGGCGAUCAGCUUCGGCUUAUAAGCACGCGUGGUGGUUGGCGUUUGUGUUGGCGUCAUGUUGGACGUUGGUGAAUCAGUUGCAACACUCUUACACGAUGGGUGUGAUCUCGACAUCGUCGGACAAUACAGACUCCAUUGAACGUGACAUCGCAACAGCGAUAGAGAAACAAUUAUUUUACGUGCGGCCGUGGCCGCGGGCCUUGGGUUAUUUGAUCUCGUUGGCGGCCGGUGUGUAUUUAGCGGAGGUGGACUCAGCGGAGCAGAAGUCAGCGAUAGUGGCAGGGGCGACGCCGUUGUUGGGUUCACCGCUCCCGGGUGCAGAGCCCACGCCAUUACACCGAGCGCCGGCAACGCCGGCGGCUACGCCGCCGGCUACGCCGGCCUCUUUGAUGGAACGCCAUCGGCCGACGAGUAAGCUUGCUCAUCAUGUGCGUGUAAACUGGUCAAGUGUGAGUCGAUGGUUGUGGUGCGGUCACAUGUCAGCCUUGACGUUGAUGUGCAUGUGCGUGUGGUUACCGUGGAUCCGUCAUCGUUGGUUCCCCAACAUGCCUUACGUGGUGACGGUGUUAUACAACGUGGGUGCACGUGUGGUCUGGACGGCGUGUGUGCUUUGGUUCGUGUUUGCGUGUUAUGCUGUGCGUCGUGGGACUAUCAAGGAUACGAUGACCGCCACAGUCGACACCUGUCUGGGAGCCCGCGGUUUCAGCACACUUUCACCGCUCGUCUUCGGAACCUAUCUCGUACACAUGGCUCUACAAACAGUGUACUACGCAACCGUACCCAUCGUCGCAACCGUCUCUCUGUGGGAAGGCUUCCACGAAUCACUCAGCUGGACACCCCUAGCCUUCGCUGUCGCGCUACCCCUAUACCUAUGCGUCGAAACACCUGUAACCCGGCUACUAACCAAACCCAAAAAGAUUGAGUAG